GGCGCGCGCGCGCGCGUGCGUUUCCUCUCCGCCGCAAGAAUUCAUUGAGAGAGAGACACAUGGAAAGAGAGACAGACAGAAAGAGAGAGAGCGGGAGAAGAAAGGAAAAGCAGCAGCUGCACGCCACUCCUUUGUUUUAGGAAAUCGCUUGAAUCAUUCGAAGGACUGGAAAGAUGUAUCGCGUUUCUCUCGCGUUUCCUCACGGCGGCCGUUUUUAGAUGCGAAAUUGAAUAAUUUGCUUUUAUUUAGCGGGAUCGCCAGAAGAGCGUUUGAGACCCGAAACCUUUAGACGCAGUCAGCUUUUCCUGUGCGUUCAUCCUGAAUGCGCGUUGAUUCGGUCGUUCCACCUUUUUCGGUGUAACGUUAGGAGAUAAUUAUCCUGCGGAGGCUUUUUGAAGCUCGGACAUUUUUCUGGUCGUGGUUCGAGUCUGUGAUUCACGUCCGGGCCUGAAAUAUUUGCUCUUGAUCAAAGGCCUUUAAUGCGGCACACGCGCGUCAGUCUUUAACGGGGUUUAACGCGUCAGAUGAACAUCAGGUCUGAUCCAUAAAUCAUCGCCGAUCCUCAAACGGAAGAUCUGAUCUUCAUUAUUCGCUCUUCAUACGCAACGUCUGCGGCCCACUUCAAUGUUAAUGUCGACCGACGUCGCAUCUCUAAUGCUGCCCGUGACCCGCGGGAUCACGGAGCGCGAGACUCUGGAUUCCGGUUCGGCCGGGGUUCGGGGGAUGAAACGCGGGGACCCGGACCCGGAGGGCGCCGCAGCAGCAGCGGGGGACUCGAUUGGGGCUGAAUGCAAACGAGCACGAAUGGACGGCACCGGAGAGAUCGGGCAGGGUUCACAGGACAUGUUGGGGUCUCAGGAAGGUCUUGUUCCUCCGUUCUCCAGCUUCCCUCCCCCACCGCCCCCUCCCCCUCAAAACGGCCUUGCGCUGGAGUUUGGGGGAGGCACUAUUUACCCCGCAGGGGGGCAGGGGCAAACGGAGCCGCCAGCAGGAAUCAGCACCCCCUCCUCUAACCCCAGCACUCAACUGUCAGACGGGUCUCCUCAGGCAGAGGUUCAGUGUGUGUCCACUGUCGGUUCGGGCAGUGAUGACUCAGAGAAAGGAACCCCCAAACGACUUCAUGUUUCCAACAUCCCCUUCCGCUUCAGAGACCCGGACCUGCGGCAGAUGUUUGGGCAAUUUGGAAAGAUUCUGGAUGUGGAGAUCAUAUUCAAUGACCGAGGCUCAAAGGGUUUUGGUUUUGUGACGUUUGAGACCAGCGCUGACGCAGAGAAGGCACGAGAGCGACUGCACGGGACCAUCGUAGAGGGACGAAAGAUCGAGGUCAAUAACGCCACCGCUCGAGUGAUGACAAAUAAGAAGUUGGUUAGUCCGUAUGCGAAUGGAGAAGGCCUCACCACGCUGCCCUACGCUGGGUGGAAAUUGAGUCCAAUGGUGGGAGCCAUGUACGGACCGGAGCUCUACGCAGUUCCAGGGUUUCCGUACCCCACCGCUGCCGCUGCAGCUGCUGCAACUACAGCUGCGACCUUCAGAGGGGCGCAUCAUCUGCGGGGUCGCGGGCGGCCCGUGUACGGAGCUGUGCGCGCCGCUGUUCCUCAGGCUGCCAUACCGACCUAUCCCGGAAUAGUGUUUCAGGACACACUCGUUAGUGGCAGAAUGCCUCAGAGUGGCUAUGCUGCUUAUCGUUACACUCAGCCGGCGGCAGUAGCGGGACCGACAGCGGCAGCGGCGGCGGCGGCAGCGGCCUACAGUGACAGCUACGGCCGUGUGUAUGCAGCGGAUCCUUACGCGGCUGCACUGGCCUCUCCGGCAGCGGCGGCGGCAGCGUACGGAGUGGGAGCGAUGGCGACACUCUACAGAGGAGGAUACAGCCGGUUUUCGCCAUAUUAAACACCUUAAAGAACACUUCCAGAUUUUCAGUCUCUCUGAUACUUCAACAGCCGGUGACCUCGGAGGGAAAAUUCAAAUCACACUUUUGGACAAACAUAAUGCGAAACAACACGUCUGUUACGAUUGAAACUUUCAACAAGGAAUGCAACUAUAAAUCAACACAUCGAAGAAAGUGGAUUUAAAAAAAAAAAAAAAAAAAAAAAGGAAA
Messenger RNA from Xyrauchen texanus (razorback sucker), 2098 nucleotides. It is a transcript of the gene rbfox2, whose product is annotated as RNA binding fox-1 homolog 2. The record is from RefSeq and is a predicted model, not a curated record. NCBI's taxonomy places the organism in Eukaryota, Metazoa, Chordata, Actinopteri, Cypriniformes, Catostomidae. Gene Ontology annotation, cellular component: cytoplasm; nucleus. Bases 625 to 1890 code for a protein of 421 amino acids. Gene Ontology annotation, molecular function: mRNA binding. The transcript is spliced from 12 exons. Gene Ontology annotation, biological process: nervous system development; regulation of alternative mRNA splicing, via spliceosome.